Molecule: messenger RNA, 1665 nt
Organism: Bactrocera latifrons
Lineage: Eukaryota; Metazoa; Arthropoda; Insecta; Diptera; Tephritidae
Gene: pio
Source: RefSeq, a predicted model, not a curated record
AACUUUGCUUUCGACAGAGUGAGUUAAUUAUCUAAUAAAAGCAAGGUUUAGUAAAAAUAUGGAAUAACUAAGACACUGAAUUGUACUUUACACAUGUUCGCAACAGAUGAACAUUUACUUUCAAUUUGAAGUGUUCGGAGAAAUUACUAAAGUCUAUGCGGCACUGCAAAUAAUCUCAAUCGCCACUUUGGUCACACAUGGUGCACAAAUACCAACAGCAACGAAAGAAGCCCUGUCAGAAUUGGAUGCUGCCGCUGAAGCGUCCGAUUCCUUCUCCACAUCGAAAUCCAGCAUUGAACCCACAGUGCGAAUAAAGUGUUUGAGCGGUUCCAUGUUGAUUACAAUCAAAGAUGCGCCGUUAAAUCAUGAGACUGGCCUAUUUAGUGGCAUGAUUUACCCUAAGGGGCUGUCGAAGAAUUCGACAUGUCUUACUGAGUACAGGGAUCAUGAUGGCCCAUUGAGAUACAAGUUACCRUUACGCAGUUGUAAUACCAUGCCACAAGAAACGGAUGACGGUGGCAUUGAGUUCUUCAAUACCAUUGUCCUGCAACCACAUUUGAAACUCAUCACCGACGCCGGUCGCGGCUAUCAUGUGCGCUGCUCGUAUAAGAGUCGUGAUGCAGCGACUAGCACGCCAAAGAAGAAGCAUGGACAACGCCGCAAAGCGAACAGUGGCAAGCAUGCGCAAAAGCCACAAGCCUUUCGUAGCGCUGAAACGGCAGCUGUGGGGGGGGGUAGCGAUCGUCGCGAUUAUGGACGCUCAUUGGAUAAGUAUCGCGCCACAGGCGAUGACUUCGAUCAGGAAGACGUCUACGACGGUGACGACAGCGAUGAUGCUGUGGAUGCCGGCAAUCAAGAAGACGAUAGUCUCAACGAGAUACCGAUGCCCGGUUGCCAUAUGAAAAUCUACAAUUCCGAGCAUAAAAUUGCUGAUGAUGUGAAAAUUGGUGAUCCGCUGACGAUUGUCAUCAGUAUUGACAAACAGGAGCUGUACGGUCUGCAUGUGGCCGAUUGUAUUGUGCGCGACGGUUUAGGUUGGGGUGAGCAGCGGCUGUUGGGCGAUGAUGGUUGCCCGAUGGACAAUGAGAUUAUGGGCCAAUUCAACUAUACCAGCGAUCACUUGGCGGCCAAUGUUACCUUCCCGGCACAUAAGUUCCCCUACACCACAUCCGUGUACUAUCAGUGCAAUGUGCAUUUGUGCGCCCUGCAGGAUCCCGAGUGCCAAAUGCCUCCUACGUGCAGCGGCAAACGACCGAAACGACAAACUAACAACGAUAACAAAGACGAAGACGGUCAACCGGCCACCAUCGAAGUCUACUCCGGUCUGUAUGUGAACGAGAAUGUGGAUGUGUCCGAAGGCGAUGAUGAUACAGUGCUCAAGGAGCGGACACUUGAGAAUGCGUUGUGCGUGUCGCAGCGCACCUUCGCCAUUGCCAUAGCAGUCGCCGGUCUCAUAUUGAUGUUGGCCGUCGUUGCCGCCGUACUCUGCAUUAUGGCCCGAAGGAGCACGAAGAGUGUGUCGAAUUCGGGCAGCUCCAUUUACAGUGGUCCCUAUACGAAUACAGCGUUCUCGCAUAGCAGUUAAAUGCAAUACGCAUACAUACAUAUGUAGUUAGAUUGCUAAUGUGAACACACAAACACACAUACACACAUUUCAAAUGAGAU